This is a messenger RNA of Trichoderma virens Gv29-8, 1635 nucleotides long. RefSeq lists its product as uncharacterized. NCBI's taxonomy places the organism in Eukaryota, Fungi, Ascomycota, Sordariomycetes, Hypocreales, Hypocreaceae. The record is from RefSeq and is a predicted model, not a curated record. Gene Ontology annotation, biological process: transmembrane transport. Gene Ontology annotation, molecular function: transmembrane transporter activity. Bases 1 to 1635 code for a protein of 544 amino acids. The transcript is spliced from 4 exons.
AUGGAAAAGACAUCAGGCAAUUCAUCCAGCGAUGUGGAAGCCAAUAGCGAGGAACUCAUUAAUAAUGAUCAAAAUGUGAAUCCAAGAGAUGGCAUAAAGAAUUGGCAAUGGAUCCUCACAUGCGUUGUCCUAUACUUGGGAGCUCUUCUUUAUGGCUUGGAUACCACGAUCGCCGCCGACGUCCAAGCGCCAGUAUACGAGGCGUUGGGACAUAUCGAGAAACUGCCGUGGGUUGGGCUUGGAUUUCCAAUGGCAUCAGUCGCGACAAUCCUCCCCUUUGGUCGGGCAUACGCGCUGUUCAACAUAAAGGUAUUGCUUAUUUCAAGCAUCGUCAUCUUUGAAGUUGGUAGUGCCAUUUGUGGUGCUGCGCCGACUUCUGACGCCUUGAUUAUUGGUCGAGCCAUUGCGGGCAUUGGCGGAGCUGGAAUGUAUCUGGGGGCACUUACUUAUUCAGCUACCUUCACGACAAAAACGGAAGCCCCUAUAUAUAAUGCUUUGACCGGCUUAAGCUGGGGCGUGGGCUCAAUUCUUGGACCGGUUAUUGGUGGUGCAUUCUCUGUCAGCAGUGCAACAUGGCGUUGGGCUUUUUACAUCAAUCUCCCGGCUGCUGGUAUUCUAUUACCUGUUUAUCUCUUUGUAGUCCCAUCCAGGAACCCUCGGCCGGAUCUGACUAUUAAACAAAAGUUCGCUGACAUCGACUGGAUUGGCGCCAUUAUUUACGGAGCAAUUUUUAUACUGUUUGUGAUUGUCGUUACCUUUGGCGGUUCAACCUUUGCUUGGAACUCUACCACAUCCAUCGUGCUUUGGGUAGUUUUUGGACUCUGCUUCAUUGCCUUUGUCCUACAACAAGUUCUCAAAAUCUUUACGACAGACGAACACAGGAUCUUCCCCAUACACUUUCUCAAAUCACGCAGCCUCGUCUUGCUCUAUAUUGCUACGGGCAGUGCUGGUGCCGCACAAGGCGUUGUGCUCUACUACACACCACUAUUCUUCCAAUUCACAAAGGGGGAUAGCUCUUUGCAGGCUGCUGUCCGCCUUUUACCGUUCAUCUGCGUCUUCAUAGCCUCCGUCAUGUGCGCUGGUGCCACGCUCCCUAUCGUCGGCCGAUACAACCUUUACUACUUUGCCGGCGGCUGUUUCAUCUUAAUCGGAGGCGCCUUGCUUUGUACGAUCGAUGAAACUACAUCCACUAGCAAGAUCUAUGGGUACGAAGCUCUCACAGGAAUCGGAAUCGGUCUACUUUUCCAAAUAGGCUAUGCAGUCGGUGUUGCCAAAGCACCUCCCAAAGAUGAGCCGAAAGCGAUCGGCUUUAUCAACGUUGCCCAACUUGGCACUCUUGCUAUUUGCCUUGCAAUUGCAGGAUCGCUAUUUCAAAAUGUUGGCUUUAACGAACUCAAGAGCGCUUUCGCCGGCCGAAGUCUCCCGGAUGAUUAUAUCCGGUCGGCUUUGGCGGGCACCCUGUCUCCUGUCUUCUCCUCCGGUGAUGAAGAGAUUAUUCAUGUCGCUGUUGUUGCUGUAGCAGAAACGAUUCGAAAAAUCUACAUCACUGUUGCGACGGCUGGAGCACUAGUGGUGGUAAGCUCACUGCUAAUGCGAUUCGAGAAACUAGACUUGAGCAUUGUCGCUGGUGGUUAA